GCUUUGUGAACUACGACGCCGUUUCUACGAUGGCUGAAGAGGUAAAAAAUCCGGUUAAGGAUAUACCAGUCGGAGUUUCCAGCUCGGUUAUCAUCGUCAGUAUUCUUUACUGCUUAAUGGCUGCUUCAGUGACCGCCUCCCUCCCUUAUGACAUGAUCGAUCCAGAUUCGCCGUUUUCUGGGGCGUUUAAGGUGGGAUCCUCGGGGUGUAGGUGGGUGUCGAAUGUGAUCGGAGUGGGGGCCAGUUUUGGUAUUUUGACGUCGCUUUUGGUGGCGAUGUUGGGGCAGGCACGCUACAUGUGUGUAAUCGGACGGUCACGCGUUCUCCCUUCAUGGUUUGCGAAGGUCCAUCCUAAGACUUCUACACCUGUUAAUGCCUCCACCUUCCUUGGAAUCUUCACAGCAGCUAUUGCCCUAUUUACUGAUCUAAACAUCCUGCUGAAUCUCAUAUCCAUUGGGGCGUUAUUCGUCUUCUACAUGGUGGCAAAUGCGGUGAUAUAUAGGCGUUAUGUUACUAUGGGAACGACAAAUCCGUGGCCAACUAUUUCGUUCCUGUCUUGUUUUACACUCAUAUCUGUCAUGUUUAACCUCCUCUGGCAUUUCGGGCCAUCAGGUAAACCCAAAGCCUUCUUGCUCGGGGCUUGUGUCACUAUGGCAAUCGGAGUUCUACAAUUAUUUCAUUUCAUGGUCCCACAAACUCGAAAGCCUGAAUUUUGGGGGGUCCCUUUGAUGCCAUGGAUUCCUUCCAUAUCCAUCUUCCUUAACAUAUUCUUGUUGAGUUCUCUUGAUAGAGCAUCCUAUGUCCAAUUUGGGUUCUUUUCAUGCCUCUCGGUGCUUGUAUAUGUUCUAUAUAGUGUCCACUCUAGUUUUGAUGCAGAGGAAGUUGGAGCUCUUAGUCAAAAGACUGGGGAAAGUAUGAAGGAAUCUGUUGAAAGUGAAGACAAUACUCUCAAAGUGUGAAAAACUUUCAAACCCUUUUUUCUUCAAUAACUUUACAGCUUGUUUUUGUUGAAGGACACUUUAGAAUAGGGGUGAAGAAGAAAGAUAGGGAAAAAAAUAAAAUAAAAUAGCCAGCCUUUUUUGCAUUUGCAAGUUGUAUAGUUUGAUCUUCGAUAGAGAUCUUAGUUUAAGAUUCCCUGUAUCAAUAUAGUAAUGUGAUCCAUCAAUCUUGUGCAACUUUAACUUAAUGAAAGCAUCAAAAUUGAUUUUUCUUGGA
Molecule: messenger RNA, 1215 nt
Organism: Olea europaea var. sylvestris
Lineage: Eukaryota; Viridiplantae; Streptophyta; Magnoliopsida; Lamiales; Oleaceae
Product: cationic amino acid transporter 6, chloroplastic-like
Exons: 3
Coding region: 30-959 (309 amino acids)
Biological process (GO): amino acid transport; transmembrane transport
Cellular component (GO): plasma membrane
Molecular function (GO): amino acid transmembrane transporter activity
Source: RefSeq, a predicted model, not a curated record